Molecule: messenger RNA, 810 nt
Organism: Lotus japonicus
Lineage: Eukaryota; Viridiplantae; Streptophyta; Magnoliopsida; Fabales; Fabaceae
Exons: 4
Coding region: 70-657 (195 amino acids)
Biological process (GO): recombinational repair
Source: RefSeq, a predicted model, not a curated record
UUGCUUGACUUAAGCUUUCUUGUAUUCAUCCUCUCCUUUCAUUCUUUCAACGAAACCUUCAAAAUCAAAAUGGAACAAGAUUUGCCCACCUUCAUCCGCCCUUGCAAACUCCGAGGCAACUCUUCUGCAAGUUCUCGUCCUCUCAUUCCCGGCCCUGCUGGUGUUGUCCAGGCCGCCAUGAUUCAACGCAGCUCCACCACCGACGGACACCUCAUUCCAACCCAACAAUUUGUUAGGCGCGUCGUCGAAGACGGUCACGACACUGAUCCCGAUUUUCACUCCAAUGCUUGGCUUUCAGCCCUGCAAUUAGGCGGAUCUGCAACUCCUCUGGGUUCAAUCACUCACCAUCUAGAAAGGGUCGAUCUCAUCGUCGCAGUUAUCAAAUCAUGCACGCCAAACGGAUUCGGCGAUGUGUCAGUUACCCUGAAGGAUCCUACGGGCACUGUCGGUGCUAGUGUCCAUCACAAGGUUUUCACUGAAAGCGAAUUCGCGAAGGACAUAAAUGUUGGAUCUGUUAUGCUUAUCCAGAAGGUAGCUGUGUUUUCUCCUAGAAAAUCUAAUUGUUACCUGAACAUAACAUUGCCCAACAUAGUUAAGGUAUUCUCCAGUGACUGUGGACCUCCAUCUGAAACAUUCACCGACAUUACAGAAGAUUGAUUAAUGUUAUUUGGCUAAUUUUGAAUUAUUUGCAACUUUAAAAAAUCCUUGACCUGGAUUAUGUAGGCUAUGUUGCGUCCCUUGAAUUAUGUACGUUAUUUUGCUUCAAUUGGAUUAUGUGCGUUAUUUCACUUCCCAUUGGAUUUUGUUUGU